Molecule: messenger RNA, 1145 nt
Organism: Somion occarium
Lineage: Eukaryota; Fungi; Basidiomycota; Agaricomycetes; Polyporales; Cerrenaceae
Source: the annotation of a GenBank genome assembly
CUUAUCUUCCGAUCUUCACAUCUUGAACUUGAGAUCGGAACAGCGACUCACCUCGAGCACUGAAUGGUCUAACUUUCGACGCUCUAGGGUGAUCAAUUUCAAGCUCUUUCCAACGCAUUUCCACAUCUCUGUUAUGCAGUGGCGCCUCUGACCAUCCAAAUGUUCGAGAUCCACGAUAGAGGAGCACAUCGUUUGAUAUUGGUCUUGCUACCGGCGCAGGUUGCACGAUGCAUCACUGCUUGACAAUCUCGGAAAUCCUCCAUCGCAUAUUCAGGUUCUGUGUCGCACCGGGCCCUCAUCCUUUGAAUACGCUCGCUGCAGCUACCAGAGCUUGUAGGACAUUCCAUGAACCUGCUUCAGACAUUUUAUGGUACAGCCUACCAGAUUUAAGCCCUCUCUUAAAAUGCCUGCCCUCAGAAUUGUGGUUUGAAGAGCGGCAGCCUAUUCACAACGGCAAGACUCUGGUGACUUUUCAUUUGCGACAAUUGCCGGGCACAAUGUCUGAGUGGAACACGGUGCAUAAGCAUGUACAUCGGGUGAAGAAACUAGGGUUAGACCUUGGACGUUGGAAUGUUGGAUCUAAGGUCACAUACCAUGUCUCGCCUGCUGCAUUUCAGGCCAUCCUCAUGUGUUGUACUGAAAGAGGCUGGCCUGACCAGUCCAAUGCGGCUUUUCUGCUGAAUCUAGAGAAGCUAUCUUGGGAUUGGAAUGGCAACAAUCAGAGUGCUUUCAGAAACGUGCUCUGCCUUGCAUCAUCCAACCUCAAAUCUUUUGACAUGUGUUUUUUUUUCAAGAACCUAUGGAUGCCAACAUCGCAGCUGCCACUGCUCAAGUGUUCUCAUCAUUUUCCCACUUCUUCCCAGGGUUGCAGGCACUGAAUGUCACAUUCUUCAGCUACAACGACGAUGAUGAUGCAUUCAGCGAUAUACAACUUGCCAUAUCCAGUGUUUUACCCUCACUUCGACAGCUCCGAUUGAUACAGCUUCUAUGCCUUUCCGAUAACAAGACAUUGGCUUGCCUUGCGUGACUGCCUCAUCUCAUGUCCCUUGAUCUCCAUAUCAGAUGAGAGGCCAAUUUUUACCUCAAACUUGCAUGCCCUCGGAGUACAUUCCCUGCUUUACUCACAAUAAAAAUCACCAAUGAGG